GGACGCGCGUGAGCCAAUGAGAGCGUCGGGCGGACAAGCGGGGCUCUGCCUAUAAAAGGGUGAGGCGGCGGCGCUGGCGUGCAGUUUCCUGUUUGUGAGAGUCUCUGUGUUUUCCAUCAUGUCUGGUCGCGGUAAGCAAGGAGGCAAGGCCCGCGCCAAGGCCAAGUCGCGCUCGUCCCGCGCCGGCCUGCAGUUCCCGGUGGGGCGCGUGCACCGGCUGCUGCGCAAGGGCAACUACGCGGAGCGCGUGGGCGCCGGCGCGCCCGUGUACAUGGCGGCCGUGCUGGAGUACCUGACGGCCGAGAUCCUGGAGCUGGCGGGCAACGCUGCCCGCGACAACAAGAAGACGCGCAUCAUCCCGCGCCACCUGCAGCUGGCCAUCCGCAACGACGAGGAGCUGAACAAGCUGCUGGGCAAAGUGACGAUCGCGCAGGGCGGCGUCCUGCCCAACAUCCAGGCGGUGCUGCUGCCCAAGAAGACCGAGAGCCACCAUAAGGCGAAGGGCAAGUGAGGCCGCUGCUGGCGCCGGCCCGCGUCUCGGGGAGACGCCCGCGAACUCAAAGGCUCUUUUCAGAGCCACCCACUGGUUCAGA
Molecule: messenger RNA, 593 nt
Organism: Peromyscus eremicus (cactus mouse)
Lineage: Eukaryota; Metazoa; Chordata; Mammalia; Rodentia; Cricetidae
Product: histone H2A type 2-A
Exons: 1
Coding region: 119-511 (130 amino acids)
Cellular component (GO): nucleosome
Molecular function (GO): protein heterodimerization activity; structural constituent of chromatin; DNA binding
Source: RefSeq, a predicted model, not a curated record